GUUUGUUGUCAGGGGCUCUGUUUGCAAGCGGAGGCUCGCUGCCAAUCAAGUGGGAGCCCGGUAGGCAGGCAGGCUGGCUGCUUGGCAGGUGGCCUUCCCGGUAGAGGUUGGCGGUUCAGCCGUUGGAGGGUAGUGUGUGGGGUGAAAAGAUCUCCGCUUCGGACCCUGCAGAGUUCUGGUAAUUGGAAAGAAAACACUGACCUUGAUCGAUCCAAGGACCUGACUUAGUAGAAGACACCUUUAUAGGGUAAUUGCUUCAAAGCAUCUGGCUCAGCAGAAGGAAUAGGCUGCAGGAUCGAGGAGAAGAUGACAUAGCAACAAUAAUAAUUGUUCUGAGGAAUGUUUUAUUGACUGGCUUGCUACAGGACAGUUCAAAAACUGGAGCUGGAUACCUGUGGGGUUUUGCCCCACACACACAGAUGAAAACACAGCCUUCAGGCAGAAACAGUUGGAUCUCUGUAGCUGUGUGAGAGUUUCCGGGAUGGCAGCUGCGGUUGUAACCAAGACAGCUUGGAAGCUGCAAGAAAUCACAGCUCACAGCAGCAAUGUUUCUGCUCUGGUGCUGGGCAAAAAUUCAGGCCGGCUGCUGGCAACCGGUGGAGAUGACUGUCGGGUUAACAUCUGGUCAGUUAACAAGCCCAACUGUAUUAUGAGUUUGACUGGUCACACAACACCGGUGGAGAGCGUGAAGAUCAAUACCAAUGAAGAGAUGAUCGUUGCGGGGUCUCAGUCAGGUUCCAUUCGAAUCUGGGACCUGGAAGCUGCCAAAAUUCUUCGUACUUUAAUGGGUCACAAAGCAAACAUCUGCAGCCUAGAUUUCCAUCCUUACGGAGGCUUUGUAGCUUCAGGCUCUAUGGACACCAACGUUAAGCUUUGGGACGUUAGGAGAAAAGGCUGUGUCUUCAGAUACAAGGGUCACACGCAAGCAGUCAGGUGUCUCCGAUUUAGCCCUGAUGGGAAGUGGCUGGCGUCCUCUGCAGAUGAUCACACUGUGAAGCUCUGGGACCUGGCGGCCGGGAAGAUCAUGUGUGAAUUCACAGAACACACAGGCCCAGUAAAUGUCGUAGAAUUCCAUCCUAAUGAAUACCUUUUGGCCUCUGGUAGCUCUGACAGAACCAUAAGGUUUUGGGACUUGGAAAAGUUUCAGGUGGUGAGCUGCAUCAAAGAAGAGGCCAUUCCUGUCAGGUGUGUGCUGUUCAACCCUGACGGGUGCUGCUUGUACGCCGGCAGCCAUGAUUCUCUCCGUGUGUAUGGCUGGGAGCCGGAACGCUGCUUCGAUGUGGUCAUGGUGAAUUGGGGCAAGGUGGCCGAUCUGUCCAUCUGCAACAACCAAUUGAUUGGAGUCUCUUUCACACAAAGCAUUGUCUCUUCAUUUGUGGUGGACCUCAACAGAGUCACGAAAUGUGGGUCCAGCCUCCACGGGCUGGUUAGGGAUGACAAGCCUUUCGUUCCGCCUGCGCCCAUGGGCUCCUCCCUGCGACGCAUCUAUGACAGGCCGUCAACGACGUGCAGCAGGCCCCAAAGAGUGAAACACAAUUCGGAGAGUGAGAGGCGCAGUCCCAGUAGUGAAGAUGACAGGGAGGAAAAAGAAUCCACUGCAGAGAUCCAGAACCCAGAAGACUACAAGGAGAUCUUCCAGCCAAAGAAUUCUAUCACUCGGACUCCACCCUACAAGAACGAGCCCUUUCCUGCACCUCCUGAGGAUGUUCCUCCAGAGCCCACGCUUGCAAAAGAAACAUCCAGGUCAAGUCAGGCUGCAGAUAGCCAAACCCCGUUGCCAAGCCAGGAGACCGUACGUACCUUGCAGUCGUUCAUAUUUCCUCUAUCUGCUGCAUUAAAAGGUUGUUCAUUAUGAUGGUGCAUUCAACAGCAUGAAAUACAGGUUAAAGCAGACUAUACCAAGCAGGAUUCAGCAGUCUGUGUCAUUGGAGCCUAGUUCCCAGGCUGAUGCCUGCGAUUCCACUGUGGUUUGUUUCUCAUUUUUGUGACACAUGUUUAAAGAAAGGUAAAGUA
This is a messenger RNA of Sphaerodactylus townsendi, 2013 nucleotides long. It is a transcript of the gene KATNB1, whose product is annotated as katanin regulatory subunit B1. The record is from RefSeq and is a predicted model, not a curated record. Gene Ontology annotation, biological process: microtubule depolymerization. Bases 482 to 1855 code for a protein of 457 amino acids. Gene Ontology annotation, molecular function: protein binding. Lineage: Eukaryota; Metazoa; Chordata; Lepidosauria; Squamata; Sphaerodactylidae. Gene Ontology annotation, cellular component: katanin complex. The transcript has 15 exons.